Messenger RNA from Eruca vesicaria subsp. sativa (arugula), 1935 nucleotides. Lineage: Eukaryota; Viridiplantae; Streptophyta; Magnoliopsida; Brassicales; Brassicaceae. The record is from the annotation of a GenBank genome assembly.
AUGAUGCUCUCAACCCCCGUGCGUCUCACGUCUCGUAUCCUUUCUCAGUUAAAAGUUUCUCGGGGUCUAGGUUUUGCUCCGGCACCGUUGUAUGAGGAUUCCAAAAACGAUUCCUUAGGGUUCCCAACCAACAAUGAUCUUCUCCACAGGAGUAGUAAUGGCAUUAAUGUAUUUCACCUCCUCGAGGGCAAUGGUGUUACCGAUUUAAGACGUCUUUACAACAUGCUUCUCAAGGAAUGUACAGUCUCCAAGCAAGUUUCUCAGGGAAGGAUCGUUCACGCCUACGUUGCUAAGUCUCUGUUCCGAUGUGAGGUUGUUAUGAACAACACGCUGCUCAACAUGUAUGCUAAAUGCGGAAGCUUGGAAGAGGCUCGCAAGGUGUUCGACGAAAUGCCUGAAAGAGAUUUUGUCACUUGGACCACCUUGAUUUCUGGUUACUCACAGCAUGAGCGACCCAUUGAUGCGAUUCUCUUGUUUCAUCAGAUGCUUAGAGAUGGGUUUAUUCCUAAUGAGUUCACUUUGUCCAGCGUGGUUAAAGCUGCUGCAGCAGCUGAGCCUGGGGGUUGUUGUGGUCAGCAACUUCACGGGUUCUGUCUUAAGUGCGGGUUUGAUUUGAAUGUUCACGUUGGCAGCUCUCUUCUUGACAUGUACACUCGUUAUGGUCUUAUGGAUGAUGCACAGGUGGUGUUUGAUGAGCUUGAGAGUAGGAAUGAUGUUUCUUGGAAUGUUUUGAUCGCUGGGCAUGCGAGGAGAUGUGGUACUGAGAAGGCUCUUGAGCUUUUUCAACGGAUGCUUAGAGAAGGUUUCAGACCUUCCCAUUUCUCAUACUCUAGCAUCUUUGGCGCUUGUUCCAGUACAGGGUUCUUGGAGCAAGGGAAAUGGGUUCAUGCGUAUAUGAUAAAAUCGGGUGAAAAGCUUGUGGCUUUCGCUGGAAACACUCUUAUUGACAUGUAUGCGAAGUCAGGAAGCAUUCAUGACGCGAGAAAGAUAUUUGAUAGGUUGGCUAAAAGAGAUGUGGUGUCUUGGAACUCGCUCCUAACUGCUUAUGCUCAACAUGGACUUGGAAGAGAAGCAGUGUUUUUGUUUGAAGAAAUGAGAAGGGAUGGGAGUACUCCCAAUGAAAUCUCGUUUCUCUCUGUUCUUACAGCUUGUAGCCAUUCUGGUCUUUUAGAUGAAGGGUGGCAUUACUUUGAAUUGAUGAAGAAAGAUGGGAUAGUACCCAAGGCUUGGCACUACGUCACGAUUGUUGAUCUUCUUGGGCGUUCCGGUGAUCUUGACAGGGCACUGAGAUUUAUCAGAGAGAUGCCAAUAGAACCCACUGCAGCCAUCUGGAAAGCUCUGCUUAAUGCUUGUAGGAUGCACAAGAAUGUGGACUUGGGAGCCUAUGCAGCCGAGCAUGUGUUUGAACUUGACCCUGAUGACCCUGGUCCCCAUGUAAUACUAUAUAACAUCUAUGCAUCAGGUGGCAGAUGGAACGAUGCUGCAAGAGUGAGAAAGAAGAUGAAGGAAAGUGGAGUGAAGAAAGAACCUGCGUGUAGUUGGGUAGAGAUUGAGAACGCAAUUCACAUGUUUGUAGCAAAUGAUGAAUGUCAUCCACAGAGGGAGGAGAUUAGUCGCAAGUGGGUAGAGAUUUAUGCAAAGAUCAAGGAGUUGGGAUAUGUGCCAGACACCAGCCAUGUAGUAGUCCAUGUAGAUCAACAGGAGAGGGAAGUGAAUUUACAGUAUCAUAGCGAGAAAAUUGCGUUGGCGUUUGCUCUUUUAAACACUCCUCCUGGUUCAACCAUACACAUAAAGAAAAACAUUCGGGUUUGUGGAGAUUGCCAUUCAGCAAUCAAGUUGGUUUCAAAGGUGGUUGAGAGGGAGAUCAUUGUGAGAGAUACAAACCGGUUCCACCAUUUUAGGGAUGGUUCUUGUUCUUGCGGGGAUUAUUGGUAG